Serpula lacrymans var. lacrymans S7.9 is the source of this 352-nucleotide messenger RNA. RefSeq lists its product as uncharacterized. The record is from RefSeq and is a predicted model, not a curated record. Lineage: Eukaryota; Fungi; Basidiomycota; Agaricomycetes; Boletales; Serpulaceae. The transcript has 2 exons. The annotation marks the transcript as partial.
AAGACAUGCUCUCAUACCAGGAAGCUCUCAAGAACAUCAAGGCACGAAGAACUGAUAUCUUGCUAGUGCAUUUCUUCACUAUGGAAUUUUCGAGUUAUGGCAGCCCUCUAGUACUGUUACCUCCACCAUGUUGGAAAAGUUGAUUCGACAAAUCAUGUAUAGACAUUUCAACCAGUGCAUUGCAAGUCUUGGCGCAAGAGUCGGCAUCGAAGACAAGGUGACUCUUGUCACCUUCCAUGUACCCCCAAUUGGCCCAUCAAACAUUCUAGAAACUUACCCACCGUACCUGCUUCCGUCUAUGAUCCCGUACGGAACAAAUACUCCUGUCCCCGCUGGUUAUGAUUCCCAUGCU